Messenger RNA from Mytilus trossulus (common blue mussel), 2350 nucleotides. RefSeq lists its product as uncharacterized. The record is from RefSeq and is a predicted model, not a curated record. Lineage: Eukaryota; Metazoa; Mollusca; Bivalvia; Mytilida; Mytilidae. The coding region runs from base 293 to 2176 and encodes 627 amino acids. The transcript is spliced from 9 exons.
UAUACAUUAAACUAAUUGUAAACAUGUUCACUGUACAAGGCCUAGGAGUUUGGUGUGAACACGGCCUUAUAUUAACAGUUUCUGUAGACCAUUACAUUUAGUUUUGUAAAGGCUUUUGGGUUUUGAUAUUCAACCAAUCAGAUCAAUACACUAUGUUACGGAAAAUGAGACCAAUGCUUUAAGUUUACCGUAUUUUAAUAAAACUGUCGACUCAAACACGUCUCUGUAUUUCAAAAUCGAAACUGGAUGUGAAUGCAAUAUAACACUUUUACAAGAUGGCGACAAUCGUAAAAUGAGAAUUAUAAUGGAAGAGAAAAAGAUCGACAUCAGGACAAUAAUACGUACCGAUUCAAGUAAAAUCCAUAUUAGUUGUCACCACUUUCGCAACGUAUCGGUUUCCAUUCGCUGGAACGAAGAUGGUUUUACAUUAGGAACUGUCAAGUCGAUAAAUAAUACACUUUUCAGGAAAACAGUAAUUUCUUAUACAGGGAAACCUGCUCAUCAAGCUAUCUUUUCAUCAGCUAAGAAAGUAGGGUGGAUACUGUAUGAAGAAAGAAGAACAGAAAAAUGUACAGAUCGUCAGGAAACCCUUUGGAUAGCAGCCUGUCAAGCAAUCGACAGAGAUUGCAACAGCUGUAAAAUUAAUAGUUUUAAACGUGACAUUACCAAAAGUCCAAUUGCUGGAGACAUUAUAAUUGUAACUAAAAGUUCGAUACUUGCUGCAGAUAAUUGCUUUGUGGCAUCAACGUAUCUGAUUUUAUGGCAUGAGAUAAGAGAUGUAUUUCCUCCAGAUCAGUAUUCAUCACAAAGACCCUCACCAACUGCAGUGUAUUUUACAACCCUUAGUGAUAGUGCAUCAUAUACAACAGUUGAAGAAAAAUCGUCACCAACAAGAUUAUUACAAACAACAAGGUCUUUAACACCAAUACACAGUGAACAAGUAUCUGUUACAUCUACAGUUGAAGAAAAAUCGUCACCAACAAGAUUAUUACAAACAACAAGGUCUUUAACACCAAUACACAGUGAACAAGUAUCUGUUACAUCUACAGCUGGCAGUAUGUUAAUCGACGACAACAAGCCUGAUCAAAUAUCAGACAACCAAAAAGUUAUAGGUUUGACUGUUGGAGCAUCUAUAUCUGCUGUUAUUAUUGUCAUUUUACUGACUUGUCUUCUUGUAGUUUUAAGAAGAAGAUCAAUAGAACGGAAAUCAGCAAAAAAGAAUCAAACCGUACAGAACUCUGAAGAUGGAAAUGAUUACACUGGACGUCAGAAUAUUGCCUUACCUAUGCAAGAGGAUUUGUCAGAAUACAAUGAAUUGGUCAUGCGUCGUGAUAGUCAUCAAUAUGGAGAUUUAACAUCUAUGGGAACAAAACUAAACGAGACAACCUAUGAUUAUAUUGACCAUCAUAAACACAAACAAGAAACAGAUAUUUGUAAAACUGAUAAGAUAAACUCUAUACAGGACCCAGGUGAUGAAUUGAUUCAUGAUUAUUCAGUUCUAGACCCAAAUGAGAAAACAUUAAAUACAGUAAAGGUUAUGUCAAAUACUGGCAGGGAUGGCGACACAUAUGCAGUUCUCGAUCCUGAUGAAUCCACUACUUUUUGUUCUGGAACCGACAUCUCUGAUCGAUUAGAUAAACCGUGUUGUAAAUCGAACAAUAAUCACACAAAAGAAUUAACAUGUUCUCAAACUAAGGAUGAAGCCUAUGCAGUCCUUGACCCUAAUAUUACAGGCUUUGAUCGAACUGAAAACGUUUCAAAGAAUGAAUCACCUGAAACUUAUACAGUACUCGAUCCCAGUAUUACUGGAUUUAAUCGUUCUGAUCUUACCAAUACAAACGGGGAUAUGACGAAGAAUCAGGUCAAUAAAAACGGCUUAGUUCAGCCAUUUAAAGAAGAUGGGACGGAUUACGAGUUUGCUAAACCUAUUGAUGAUGAUUUGUCCUCAAAGUCAUGUUUGCCAAGUAACAGACAUCGUACGAAUAGUGGAGGAAGCUAUGGUACUUAUGAAACUGGCAAAACUCACCAACGUCAAGACAUCCAUCAACAGAAUCCCGAAGAAAAUGUUUACAACCGCACUGUUGAUGAUGUAUAUGAUUCGGCUGCUCAUAUAAAAAUGCCAACUUCUCGGGAUGAUACCUACGAUCAUUUCUCUGGAGAGAAGAAAAAUGACUGAUACACCACAAAAAGACUAAACGUUGAUAAAACCUAGAUUUGAUAUGCAAAUCUGAAACUUAUUUAUAUCAACAUAUUUAAAAAUAAUAUAUUUUCCUUAUUAACUAGUAUCAUUAACACUUUAAUAUCACAUACAUUUUCAUCACAUAUGUGUCAAAUCAUUCUUACUACAAGU